AUGGCAAAGACUUCUCUCACCCUCCUCUUGGGCACCCUCUUCGCGGGGGCCGCCUAUGGUGCUGAGCUUCGCAAGACGUAUAUCGUCCAGAUGAAGCACACUGGGGCCUCUGGUCUCCGACGCAGAGAUCUGUUCGACUCUUCCCUCAUCUCCGUUUCCGCCGAUCCUGCCAACGUGCUCUACCACUAUGAGAACACGGUCAACGGAUACGCCGCCAAGAUCACAGAUGGCCAAGCUGACGCCCUGAGAGACCGGGACGACGUCCUGUCUGUCACUCUUGACAAGGCCUACCGCCUUCACACCAGCAGAACCCCGAACUUUCUAGGCAUCGACGAUGCCUCGCUCCUUGGGCGCGGGCUCGACGUCGGCAGCUAUCUGGACGAGAGAGACGACUACAACGGCACCAACCCAGAGUCCAACCUCAUCGUUGGCAUAUUCGACACGGGCGUCUGGCCCGAGAACCCCAGCUACAAGGAUGACGGCAUGCCACCCAUCCCUGCCAACUGGAAGGGCGAGUGCGAAAUCAGCGAGGACUUCCCGGCCACCAGCUGCAACAAGAAGCUCGUUGGCGCGAGGGCCUUUUACAAGGGGUACGUCGCCGCCGUCACCAACGACACCGGCUCCUUCAACUGGACCGGAGAGUACCAAUCCCCCCGAGACGACGACGGACAUGGUACGCACACUUCGUCCACCUCAGCUGGAGCCGCCGUGCCGAACGCUAGCCUUUUCGGCCAGGCCUCCGGUACAGCUCGCGGUAUGGCCGAGCACGCCCGUGUCGCCAUGUACAAGGUCUGCUGGAAGGAGGGCUGCUUCAACUCUGACAUCCUCGCGGCUAUGGAUAAGGCCAUUGAGGAUGGCGUCAACGUCAUGUCUCUUUCUCUCGGCCCCGAUCAGCCCUCCUUCAGCGAGGAUGAUGGUUCAGCACUCGGUGCGUUCGCUGCCGUCCAGAAGGGUAUCUUCGUCGCCAUGUCUGCCGGCAACUCUGGUCCGGGAGCAGGCACUGUUUCCAACCUUGCCCCUUGGGCUCUGACCGUCGCCGCAAGCACGCUUGACCGUGACUUCCCUGCUCAUGUUACCCUUGGCAACGGCAAGAACUACACCGGCUUCUCUCUCUACAGCAACGGUUCCGUCACGGAUAUCACGCCUCUUCAGGCUGGCGAGGUCCUCCCCCUCGUCCACGCGAGCCAGGCGGGCAAGGGCAAUGUCACCAACGCCAACCUUUGCCUAGCAGACAGCCUUGACCCCGCCAAGGUUGCUGGCAAGGUCGUCGUCUGCGUGCGCGGAAACAACGGCAGAACCGAGAAGGGCGGCGUCGUCAAGGCCGCCGGUGGUCGCGGUAUGGUCCUCGUGAAUGCACCCGCUAACGGUGAUGAGCUGAUUGCCGACGCCCAUAUCCUGCCUGCCCUGCACCUCACUGCCUCAGACGGAGCCGAGGUGGAGGCCUACGCAAAGACCGGCAAUGGCACGGCUAUUUUGGACUUUGAGGGCACUAGACUCGGAGUCCCGGCUCCGCUUAUGGCAGCUUUCAGCUCGCGCGGCCCGAACUACAUCGUCCCGCAGCUCCUGAAGCCGGAUAUCACGGGACCUGGUGUUUCCAUCCUGGCAGCCUGGGCCGGCACUGGACCUACCGGUCUUGAUAUUGAUACCCGCAAGGUCGACCAGAACGUCAUCUCAGGUACGAGCAUGUCGUGCCCUCACCUGAGCGGUCUUGCAACCUGGAUCAUGGCCCGCCGUCCGGAAUGGAGCCCGGCCGCCAUCCGCUCAGCCAUGAUGACAACCGCCUACACCAACACCAAGGGCGCCAAGACCCCCCUGCUGGACUCCUCCGACUCCAAGGCCGCGACUCCGUUCCUCUACGGAAACGGCCACGUGGACCCCGUCGCCGCCCUGAACCCGGGUCUCGUUUACGACAUCGCACCCACUGACUACCUCCCUUGGCUCUGCGCCGUCAACUCGACCGUCGCCUUCACGACCGCCAUCACCAGGAGCAACUUCACCUGCGCGUCCAACCAGACCUACAGCGUCUACGACCUCAACUACCCGUCCUUCUCUGCCCUGUACGAUAGCGCUGCUGCUUCCGGCGGAUCCUACACCGCCACCUUCAAGCGCACCGUGACCAACGUCGGAGGUGCCGGCACGUACAAGGCCGACAUUUCUCUCAACGACGCUGACUUGGUCAAGGCCUCUGUGACGCCCGAGACUCUCACUUUUGAGGCGGCUGGAGAGAAGAAGACGUUCGAGCUGACUGUCACGAUGAGCUCCCCGCCCACCGCCGACGCUACUUCCUGGGGCAGACUCGUGUGGUCUGACGGAACCCACGUUGUGGGCAGCGCACUGUCGUUUGUGUGGGGCAUUCCGGCUCCAGAUGCCGCUUAA
Colletotrichum abscissum is the source of this 2376-nucleotide messenger RNA. RefSeq names its product PA domain-containing protein. Gene Ontology annotation, biological process: proteolysis. The transcript has 3 exons. Lineage: Eukaryota; Fungi; Ascomycota; Sordariomycetes; Glomerellales; Glomerellaceae. The coding region runs from base 1 to 2376 and encodes 791 amino acids. Gene Ontology annotation, molecular function: serine-type endopeptidase activity. The record is from RefSeq and is a predicted model, not a curated record.